AAAUACAUGUCGCAUAUUUUAUGUAAUGAGCAUAAGGGUAGUGUUUUUCGGAAUACAGAAUUAGGGUUUGAAACAAGAACCAAUUGAAGACAGCUUCUUUUCAAUUGCAGCUUGAUUCUAGAGAAGGAUUGAAAUUCAUGGGAUUUCAUGAACUGGGCUGAAUCUGUGGAAGAUGAAGAUAAAGGUGAUAACCACGAGACUUCCUAACUCAACAGGUACUCCUUCAUUCAUUUUUACCUUUCUGCACAAAAAAGAUGGAUUUCAUUCCGCUGCUGGUAAUGCUACUAGUACAGAUAGAUUUAAACAAACCCAUUCGGAAUCGGACAAUUUGAUUCAAACUCGAUGCAAAUCUGGAAAAAUUAGGAAAGAUGAAGCAUUGGGGUACUUCGAUUCCAUGAUUCAAACCAAACCCUUGCCCUCUAUUUGGACUUUCAAUUGUUUGUUUGGGGCACUCUCCAAGAUGAAGGAAUAUUCUGCUGUGGUUUCUAUGCGUAAACAGUUGAUGGGUUGCGCUCAAUUCCGACCUGAUGUCAGUACGAUGACUAUUUUUCUGAAUUGCGUGUGCCGUCUGAACCGGAUGGACUUGGGUUUCUCUGUUUUAGCAAUCACCCUUAAAUACGGUCUUCAACCCAACGCUCAUUCUAUAAAUACUUUGCUCCAUGGACUUUGCAAGAUAGUCUCGGGCCGAGGCAUUGGAGUUCUUCCAGGAAAUCGAAGAGAAGGGAUACACGUGCGAUGAAAUCACUUAUGCGACCAUGAUCAAUCGGCUAUGCAAGGCUGGGAAAACUUCUAAGGCACUCGAGAUACUUACGAAUAUGUUGGAAGAUGGAAGGUUCAAGCCCAAACAAGACUGCUACAAUCCCAUCAUAGAUAGCCUCUGUAAAGAAAGACGAAUAGAUGAGGCCUUGACCCUAUUUAGAGAUAUGAUCUACAAAAGUGUUGUACCGGGUAUUAUCACUUAUAACACUUUGAUUCAUGGGUUAUGCAACAUGAAUUGCUGGGAAGAAGUGUUCUCUCUUUUUGAAGCAAUGGAAGAUCAAGGAGUCAGGCCAGAUGUUCUCACCUACUCCGCUCUAAUUUAUGCAUUGUGCCAAUCGGGGAGGUUGGAAAAAGCCAAGAGCUUCUUGAUUUGUAUGCUUGACAGUGGAAUUUCACCCAGUGUAUACACAUAUACUGUUCUUAUCAGCGGUAUUUGCAAGGAAGAAAGAAUUCAAGAAGCGCUUACUCUGUUUGAAAAGAUGACAAUGAGAGGCAUAAAACCUGAUCUUGUCACUUUUAAUUGCUUGAUUUCUGCUUCAUGCAAGUCUGGUAACUGGGAGGAAGGUGUGAGUUUAUUUAAAACCAUGAUUGGUUAUGGAGCCUUGCCUAAUAUUGUUACAUAUAAUUCUGUACUGGAUGCUUUAUGCAAGGAAGGGAAGACAGCAGAGGCACUGAAUCUUGUGGAAGAAAUGAUCCGUAGAGAGGAAAGGCCUGAUGUUGUGACUUACAGCUCCUUAAUUAAUGGAUUGUGCUGGACCAGCCACUGGAGAGAAGCUACAAGGGUGUUUAAUAGAAUGCUGGAUGAAGGUAUUGCCCUAAAUGUUAUCACUUACAACAGUUUAACCAAUGGCAUGUGCCGUACAGCUCAAUGGGAAGAGGCCACAAGGUUGUUUGAUGAUAUGAUAGGCCGGGGACUCUUGCCUGAUACCGUUACUUUGGGUAUGAAACUCAGCACAAUAACUUGCAGUAUGCUGGUUAGUGAAUAUUGUUUGCAGGGCAGAAUGGAAAAGGCGAAGGUGGUCUUGAACUUAAUGGUGAUUAUGGGUUAUGCGCCUGAUAUUGCUUCCCAUAAAACCUUGGUCAACAGAAUCGGUGAAGCUUUGAGGCUUGUUAAAGAAAUUAUCCAGAUAGGAUUGAUGCCUGAUCUGGAAAUGUAACAAACUUUGAGGCGUUUGCGUCUGAAAAGCCAUAUUGGAUUAGCAGGGUAAUGCUCAAAUUGUCCAACAUAUAUAUAGCACAACCAGCAAGAUGGAAAUCUGCGGAAAUAUUUCGGUUGACUCAUCCUGUGGAAACAUUUCUGUGGCAUUUUAAAUGCUUAGCAAGAUGGAAUUCUAUUCCAUUAACUGAAGGCGGUAUAACAGGAUCUUGUUUUGUAGAUACCAUAUGCUCCAAAUAGCAUUAAAGCAUUGGGGUUCUGCCUAUAUACAAUUAUGCAAUUCCACUA
Malus domestica (apple) is the source of this 2203-nucleotide messenger RNA. The record is from RefSeq and is a predicted model, not a curated record. Lineage: Eukaryota; Viridiplantae; Streptophyta; Magnoliopsida; Rosales; Rosaceae.